AGCAAGGAGCAGAGCCAGCAUGUACCUGGAGAAGGCAGAAGAGGAGGAUAUCCUGCUCACGUACCCGCACUUGCACAUAAUAUUUUCCUUGCUUGGCUUGAAUCCUCGAGUCACUAAGGUAGUCCGAGGAAGCACGGAUGUGGUCGGGACGGAAGUGAUGGUGGAAUUGGAACGAGGGCAUUGCUUGAAUGGUUGGUGGGAUAUCCGUCUUUCGCGACUAGGAAUUCGUAGUCGAUUUUGCGAAGUAGGCACAAUAUUGUGUUCAUCAUCUGCUGGAAUACGACAGCCUUGUCAAGGAACAACAUCUCUUGGAACAUGGGUCGGAAUAUCCGUAAACUACGACGCAGCGGAAAUCGGGGCACCGGGAUUAUGGCAGCCAGGACCGGAUCAUUCCCCACAUGGCCCCCGUCCCUCCUUCCCCUACCCUUCCGCUUAUAGCCCGGACCUGGAGGCUGGAGGAUGGCAGCCCUCCACUCAGUGCUACCUCGCGGAUAAUAAUCGCGAUACGGCACUGUUAGCAACGGCGAUUGAGCGUUGUAUAGCACUGGAGUAA
This is a messenger RNA of Colletotrichum acutatum, 553 nucleotides long. RefSeq lists its product as uncharacterized. The record is from RefSeq and is a predicted model, not a curated record. The transcript has 5 exons. Bases 20 to 553 code for a protein of 177 amino acids. Lineage: Eukaryota; Fungi; Ascomycota; Sordariomycetes; Glomerellales; Glomerellaceae.